This is a messenger RNA of Dendroctonus ponderosae (mountain pine beetle), 2854 nucleotides long. RefSeq names its product serine/arginine repetitive matrix protein 2. Bases 275 to 2077 code for a protein of 600 amino acids. The record is from RefSeq and is a predicted model, not a curated record. Lineage: Eukaryota; Metazoa; Arthropoda; Insecta; Coleoptera; Curculionidae. The transcript has 13 exons.
ACAGGCCGAUAAUACAGUGACCGCCGUCAUCUUUCGUUAGUGGACGCCAUAAAUGAAAUGCUAGAUGUUGUUUUUGCAUUGUGGAUGUUGAAUUUGUUAUCGAACUUUUAUGCUGUGGAAUGUUGAACUCCAUUGCAUGUCACCUCAGUUGCCUCUGUGGGCUAUUUUGGGGUUGCACCUCAAAACCCCUCUGUUUCCAGCCUCUGUUCAACACCAUGCUUCCAAGCGCUGGCUCCCUAUCUGCUUGCAAUAGUGGGAAUUACUGAUUGCGCUUAUGGAAUUAGUUUCGCCAGUUUCAACUGCUCUUAGCCACGUGAUUAAGAACAUGCAUCCGCAAGGAGCCUCGGCGUCCCUUAGUCAGGCGCCUCACAUUCCCCAAGGCUUGACAAAUAUGCAUCCAAAUACAACUGCAGCGCACAACUAUACAAACCAGCACACGUUUUCGUUAAAUAUAACGUCGACGACAACGGGACCUUUCAGUCAAAGUCAGGAGCAAGCCCCUGCUAGCAACCACCCGGUAGCCAAUCCAGGGGGCGGCCAAACCUUUAUCCAGAAGAGCAAUAAUGUGAGUGGGACCACUAGCACAAGCCCCGCCCCGGUUCCUGUUGAAGCGUCCGUUGAGAUGCCUCUUCCAGAGAAGUCCCAAUCGAAUGGUACGUCUGAAGAUGGUCCACCUCAGCUUGGGCUUCUAACAGGCAAUUCAGUAGCGGCGAAGGAUAAACCCACAGCCUCCGAGAGCUUGUCGGAACCUCCAGCUGCUGAGGCGAAGGCUGACGCACCCAUUCAGGUAAUUCCUGAUAAACCUGAGCCAGUUGAGGAUGAAUCAUCUUCCAAGCUGGACCCAGAGACUGAGCCCAAGGAUACGCAUAUUGAAAACGAGGAAAAAUCAGAGCCUUCGCCGAAGGCAGCAAAGCAGGUAGAAGAGGCACAAGUCCAGACCAAAUCAGAGCCCGACUGUAUAAAAGACAUUGCAGCCACUCCCGAAACUGAUCCCUUGAAAACUCCCAUUGAAGUGGCAAAUCAACAAACUCCGAAACCUCAAGUUGUUAAAUCCUCGAGGAAAGUAAAGGCUCCUCAAGAUGAACCAAAGGCCGGCACAAGUAUGAGCACGGCAACGGCGCAAACCACAGCAAAACGACAGCGACUUCGGACCCAGCACUAUCAAAGCCCCCUGCCAGAGGUGGAGUUUGUGUCGAAAAUCAGCACCAGCACUGCGAAGAGCAACGACGAGAAGCUGAUGGUGUUUUACAAAAGCGAGUUCUUGGCAGUGCGGAAUGCCGAAGGCGGCUUUUACCUUUGCCAGACGGUCCAAAACAUCUACAAAACCUCGUCGAAAAUCAAAAUCCGUUGGUUGUCGCAAACCAAGAGCGACGACAAAGGAGAAGAGUACACCCCCGACUUUUAUGACUUAAUUGAUUUCGACUGCAUAUUAACCAACCUCAGUCUGAACAAAGCGGAUAAGGGCAAGUUCAUUCUGCCCACUUCCGAAAAGACACGGACUCAGAGCAUACUGAACCGAUCUCUGGCGGUGGAAAAGGGCGAAGAAAUUGCCGCCCCAUCUCUAACGGCCGAGCAUCCCGACGGACUGGACCUCUCGCUGUACCGAGAUGAAGAUCAGUUGAAGAAGCGAAAGUCGCGAAAACGACCUCGGAAGGCCUCCCCAGCCGCCCCCCAGAAAGAACUGACUUCCAAGAAGACACCUAAGGCGGCCAAAGUGAAAAAGCCAAACCCUUUGCCCAAACGAACAGUUCCGGCCGCCAAAACCGCAACAGCCUCAAGCUCAAAAGCAGUCGCACCGGUUUCCAAGCCAGCCAGCAAGAUCUCCAGCAAAGCAGCCACUAAAGCUUCGGUCAAGUCCAAUCCAGUGGUGGACCAGAAAAAGGCCAAAAUGAUAGCGCGGAUAGGGCGAAAAGCUGCGUUGGCAGCGGCGUCAAAAUCUUCUACCAAAAGCACGUCGCCCAAAAAUGGAAAAUCGGGCAAAAAGACUGCGGCCGCUCCGAAUAAAGCAGCCCAACCCAAAACGAGCCUGUCGGCUAAAACUACGACCCGAAGUCUGCGAAAAUCCACUCGCAAAUAAAUCUAAGAGAAGUGGCAAUAUUAUUGGAGAUGUGAGCGUUGCCGCUUCGCUCUGUACAUUUUGUGUUUCGGUAUAUUCUAUGCUGGUUUGCUGCAACCGUUAGCCAACCAGUUCAUUGGUUGGUUGAUUGUAGUCAAACUUAUGUUGUUUCAUUGUUCGGAUUGGAAUCCAAUCUUGCCCAAACUCCAGCACGGACCAAAACUGACUACACAAAAUUAAUGGUGUGCUUGCCAGAUUCGCUUAGGGGGCUACUGACAUGUGAACAGCCACAUAUUGCUCAAUUUCUUGACCAUGUUUCCACUUAAAGAGUUUAUUGAAUUAUCGAGAAGCAAGGGAGAUUUCGAUCGAUUGAUCCUAAGCCACUUUGGCAAGCGCUCGAAUUGGCCAAUCAGCCAAUAAGUUAAGUAUUAUAUAAUUUGUAAACUUCCGUUCUCUCAACGUCAUUUCUCAUCCCCAGCUUUAUACACUAAUUGAACUUAUAAAUAAUAAUAAAUACUACAAGGGUGGAGUGUGUUUCUAAAUGUAAAUAAUUAACUUAAGUGCAGUGUUUGUUAGUGAGGAUCAAAUGCAAUUUGGAAGCAUUUUAAAUCCUGUGUCUAGUGCAAAGAAACAAAUUAAGAGUAAAAGUCGGUUUAUUAAGAUUAUCGUUGGAUUCAGACAAUUGUAUAUCCUGUUUAGUUCCGGUAAGGUAAUUUGUAAGACGUAUUUUGUACUUCCUAGCUCCUAACAACAUCCAUGUCAGCACUUAAAAUAAUAAAUAUUUUCAAUUAUGUGAGA